UUAUUUUUGGUAUUUCCAAUUUGGCUUGUCUUGUACUAGUAUAUAAAUAUAUAAACCUAAAAGUUAGAGGAUAUAUUCAUAAGAUGGAGAUACCAUGGAACUCAGAUACCCUUAAAGUAGUAUACACCGUGUUUGGAUGGGUUGCUUUUGUAGUUUGGUCUAGUAGUUUCUAUCCUCAAUUUUUCUUGAACUUCUCAAGGAAAAGUGUGGUUGGAUUGAACUUCAACUAUUUGCUAUUGAACAACACCAAACACACCUUAUACCUCAUCUACAACGCAUCUUUGUACUUCAGCCCUACUAUUCAAUUUCAAUAUCACCAAAAAUAUGGCUUUGAUCAGAUGAUACCUGUAGCUGCAAAUGACGUUGCCUUCUCAACACAUGCUGUUUUGCUAACAAUAGUGUUAUUAUUCCAAGUUGUAAUAUAUGAGCGUGGAAAUCAAUCAAUUUCAAAAAUUACAAUGGGAAUUAUCAUUGUGGUUUGGAUUACUGUUGGAGUUUGUUCCUUCAUAGCAUUCCCUUCCAAAUCUUGGCUUUGGCUAAUUUCCAUCUUUAACACAAUGCAAGUAGUUCUGGCAACUAUCAAAUAUAUUCCACAGGCAUUUAUGAAUUUCAUGAUCAAGAGCACUGAUGGAUUUAGCAUUGGGAAUGUGUUCUUAGAUUUCUUGGGAGGAUUGGCAAAUUAUGCUCAAAUGGUUACACAGUCAAUUGAUCAAAAUUCUUGGGUUAAUUUUUCUGGAAACCUUGGCAAAGUAUUGUUAUCUUUGGUGUGCAUGUUCUUUGAUCUUCUUUUCAUGUUUCAACAUUAUGUGUUGUAUCCUUCAAAGAAAACAUCAUCCGAUCCUCCUUCUAUACUUGAUGACAAAAUCACAGAGCCCCUCAUUAAGUCUCAAAAUCAGCCAGAAGCAACAAAUUUUCCAGUGGUUGAAAAUGUUUGAAAUUGUAAUUAAGUUUUGUCACACUACAUAUUAAUGUAGAUAAUUAGUUACCUGUAUGGUUUUACUAUGUAUAGGUAAUGUUUAUUUGUAGCGGCUUUGCCUAAUAUGAACAAGUUGAUCAAAUGGUGCAUGGUGCACCACUUGUCAAUAACUCUAUGACGAAUACAAAUUUUAUAAAAUACACCAUUUGAUCGAAAGUUUAUAUCAUAUAGA
Messenger RNA from Trifolium pratense (red clover), 1148 nucleotides. RefSeq names its product cystinosin homolog. Gene Ontology annotation, cellular component: vacuolar membrane. Bases 84 to 935 code for a protein of 283 amino acids. The transcript has 8 exons. Gene Ontology annotation, biological process: L-cystine transport. The record is from RefSeq and is a predicted model, not a curated record. Gene Ontology annotation, molecular function: L-cystine transmembrane transporter activity. NCBI's taxonomy places the organism in Eukaryota, Viridiplantae, Streptophyta, Magnoliopsida, Fabales, Fabaceae.